CAUAUUAACAUUAUCAUUCAAUUAAUCAUUUUGGAUCAGAAACUAGUGAGAUGAGAGGUAGAGAGAGAGAGAGAGCUCUGGGACGGAGAACACAAGGAAGAUGGACAGCACAGCCAAAUGAGAGGUUCAGAUUUCACAAUGGGGGACGAAACCAACAAGAGGUGGGAGGUUAUGACAAGAGGGUCUACAAUCAGGCAACUCCCUUUUUCUUCACAAACUUUCCAGAGGAAUGGUCAUUUGAGCAGAUGUGGCUCACUUUCAACAGAAUAGGCCAAGGUAGGGUGCUGGAGAUCGACUGUCCGGCGAAGAGAGAUAGGAUGGGAAGACGUUUUGGUUUUGUUCGGUUUCUAGAUGUGAGGAAUGAAGGUGAACUAGAAAGAAGAUUAAAUGAAGUAAGAGUAGGAAACCAAGUCCUACAAGCAAACAAACCAAGAUACACGAAGUGGGAUCGUCAGAAUAAUCUGUUCCCUAGAACCCAUUUUGAGGAUGGUAACUGGAGACAACAAAGCAUCAAUGGUAAUGAUAGAAAACCAUCAUAUGCUGAGGUAGUAAAAACAGCCACCAGUAGGAUGGAGGAAAGACCCAUAAAUGAAAGAAGGAAAGUAGGAUUAGCUCAGAGAUAUGGAAGCAACAAUGGCAGCGUCUACGGAAACCAGCAAAAGGAAUGGAAGCCAAAACACCAGCACCAUCAUUGGUCAGGUAUGGAGUUGAACUUCGAUCUAGAAGAAUAUGGUUGGCUGGAAAAAUGUUAUGUAGGCACAGUGCAUUCAGUGAACCUAAUACCCAAUUUGCAAGAGAAAUUCUUCAUGGAAGGGGUAUUCUUCUGCAAUAUUAGACCAAUGGGAGGCAGAUUAGUGUUAUUAGAAGGCAAGGAUCAUGAAGAUCUGAAGGAGCUGGUAGAUACUGGAAAAGACUGGAUGGGAAACUGGUUCGAAGACGUGAAGCCGUGGUCACCUACUUUGGUAGCAACGGAGAGGUUCGCUUGGAUCCGAUGCCAGGGACUCCCACCGCAUGCUUGGAAAUUGGCAACCUUUCAAACUUUUGGAAGUCUAUGGGGAACCUUAAUAUCUCUGGAUGAUAGUACCAUCAAUAAGAAAAGGUUUGAUGCAGUAAGGUUCUUAAUCACCACACCAUCCACAGAAUCUAUAUCCAGGUCAAUCACAGUGAAGAUCAAUGGUGAAUUCUUCACUCUCAAAUUCACAGAAGAGGAGUCUACAAAUAACCUCUUCACUAUGAGGUCUGAUAGAAAAUUUCAAGCACCUAGAGAAGAGGAAGAUGAAGAAAACAGCCCCUUAGACAGUCAGUAUGACGAUGACUCGGACCUGGAGAAGAACAUAUGGAAUCAAUUUGAGCCUCAGAUAAUGGGGGUUGAAGGCGAAGGGGCUCAGGAUUCCAUGGAAGAAGAUGCAGCAACACCUUUCACGGGGGAAGGUAACGAGUUUGAGGUGGCGUGCCAUAAUGCUGAGGUGGCGAGCCAUAACGCUGAGGUGGAGAGACACAGUGCUGAGGUGGAGAGGCAUAGUCUUGAGAUGGACAGUCACGGGGCCGAAGGAAACAAAAGGAAGAAGCUCGAGACAGUUGACGUAGCCAGUACAGAUGCCGAGGUAGUUGAGGAAACAGAAGGGAUGGAGGAAAUCAGGACGGGGAUCCUAGUUUCAAAUUCAAAUUUUCAAAGAGUGGUAGAAUCAAGAAAGAUUGAGGAAGAUCCAGAUCUCGUGCAGAAUAAAGCUGAGCAACAGAUGUUCGAAAAUGGCAGUCAAUUGAGCACCAACGCAGACAUGGGCAGUCAUGGCAAGUCUCAUCAAAAUAGUAUAAACAAAGCAAAAGAAGACAACAGGAGCUGCAAAAGGCCAACAAAUUCAGAUCCAGAGGAGCAGAUUGAGAAGCCCAACAACAGACCCAUAGCAAAAAACAAGAAGCCAUCGUCUUCAUUUUGGGACGACCUGGAAAGUGAUUCAGGCACCGAUGCGAACUGGAUGAGCAGGGUAGAUGGGUGCGGGAAAAGAAAAAAGAAGAGAAGAGCAAAAUCUUGUGCAUCGGUAUACAGAAAAUCUGGGGGUUUGGAAGGCUUCCUGGUUCAGCAAAAAUUGAAAGGACAGAGAAGAGCAGUUGCCAAGACAAAGAAGAAGGUUACGUUCGAGAAAGAUGCAGAGAAGUCGGUUGCAGAUGUUUCGAUCAACGACAGUAACAUCCAGAACUGCAACAAAAACAUAGAGCUGAGCAGUAGAAAACGGAACAUGGAAGCUUUGUGGUCUCGGGUGAAAGAAUUUGGGGUGACUGCUCAAGGGGGGAUUGGUAAAAAAAGGGAGAUUCGGGAAUUGGUUACCAAACAGAAAGUAGAUGUUUUGUUUAUUCAAGAAACUAAAAUGGAGAAAGUAGACAAAUGUUUAUGUAGAAUGGUUUGGGAUGCUGAUAAUUUUGAUUGGGUUGCUCAACCUGCUAUUGGCGCAUCUGGAGGAAUUUUAAUUAUUUGGAAUUCUAAUGUGUUUAAGAAGAUUGGUUGCCUAGAAGGAGUAGGAUUCCUGGGAGUUGUGGGGAUGUGGGGAAAUGAAAAUAUCCCCUGUUAUUUGGUAAAUGUAUAUUCUCCAUGUGAUUUGGCGAGCAAGAGAAUUUUAUGGGAGAAUUUGUCAAAUAAAAUCUGCUCCAAUAAAGGGAACUGGUGCAUAGCUGGAGAUUUUAAUGCCAUUAGAAAUCUGCAAGAAAGGAAAGGAGGUAUAAGUGUAAGGAGGGAGUUGAAGGAAUUUAACGAGUUUAUUGAGUUGAGUGGGCUGGUAGACCUCCCUAUGAUAGGGAGAAAAUUCACUUGGUACCAGCCGAAUGGUAAUUGCAUGAGCCGCUUGGAUAGAUUCUUAUUUUCUGAGGAAUGGUUGCUCAACUGGACAGAUUUGAAGCAAUGGGGGUUAGUGAGGUCACUGUCAGACCAUUGCCCAAUUCUGGUGAAGGAUGAAACACGCAAUUGGGGCCCAAAACCUUUCAAAUUUUACAAUGUGUGGCUGCAAGAUCCAGCAUUUAAAGAAAUGUUAGAGAAACAAUGGAAAAGCUUUAACAUCCAAGGGUGGGGAGGCUUUGUGCUCAAAGAAAAAUUUAAGCUAUUGAAAAAUAGUUUGAAGGACUGGACCCGGAAUCAUGCACAGGGGAUUGACAAACAAAUUGAGGAAGCAAAAGAGAAGAUAGCCAAACUCGAUUGUAAAGGGGAAAUCCAGCAGCUCAGUGAGGAGGAAGACACUCUCAAAAGGGAUCUAAUGAUAUCGCUAUGGGAAAAUAUUCAAACAAAAGAAGAAAUGGCAAGACAAAAAUCAAGAAUGACGUGGAUGAAGGAAGGAGAUGCUAAUACAAGCUUCUUCCAUCGGAAUUUAUUUGCAAAGGAAGAUUGGAUAAGGCCAGUCUUGGAGGGCAUGGGAUUUAACAAAAUUUCUGAAGCAGAUAAGAAGAUUUUAACUGAACCGUUUCUUGAAUCAGAGGUGAAAGCAGUGGUGUGGAACUGUGACAGUGCAAAAGCCCCGGGUCCAGAUGGUCUGAGUUUCGGUUUCUUGAAAGCAGAAUGGGUAGUGGUUAAAGAUGAUAUUCUGAAGUUUUUAGCGGACUUUCAUAAUAACAGCAAGCUGGUAAGGGGCUCCAAUUCAUCUUUCCUGGUUUUGAUACCCAAAAAGGAGAACCCGCAAGGUCUAGAAGAGUACAGGCCUAUCUCUCUAAUAGGUUGCAUGUACAAAAUCCUUGCAAAAAUCCUGGCCAACAGAUUGAGUAAAGUGUUGAAUGGUCUCAUAGGUGAACAACAAUCAGCAUUCAUUAGAGGGAGACAACUGGUUGAUGGAGUCGUCAUUGCAAAUGAGACGAUAGAUGAAAUCAGGAAGAAAAAAUUGAGCUGUUUCCUAUUCAAGGCUGACUUCGAGAAGGCUUACGACAAUGUCAGCUGGGAAUUCUUAGAUUAUAUGUUGGAUAGGAUGAAUUUUGGUUCGAUAUGGAAGGGAUGGAUGCGAGAAUGCCUGCAAACAAACUCGGUAUCUGUUCUUCUCAAUGGUAGUCCCACAAACGAGUUUACUAUGCGCAGGGGAUUAAGACAAGGAGACCCCUUAGCUCCUUUCUUGUUCCUUAUUGUUGCGGAAGGGCUCAAUGGGAUCAUCACAUCAGCAGUUGAUAAAGCACUUUUCGAAGGGGUCCAAAUUGGAAGAGGGGAUUUGAGAAUUUCCCAUUUGCAGUUUGCGGAUGACACAUUAUUAAUGGGGAAAGCAACAGAGGAAAACAUAUGGACCACAAAAUGUAUUAUGAGGGCCUUCGAAUUAGUCUCCGGGUUAAAAAUAAACUACGGGAAAAGCUCCUUGAUUGGAAUCAAUGUCGAUGAUCGAUGGGAAAAGGAAAUGACAUGUUUACUGAAUUGCAAAUCAGGAUCCUUGCCUUGUAAAUAUCUGGGUAUCCCGUUGGGAGCAGACCCUAGAAGAAUAGCUACAUGGAAGUCACUUAUCGACACCUUCAAAAGAAAACUGGCUUCAUGGAGAGGGCGUUUCCUAUCCCUCGGAGGAAGAAUAACUCUCAUUAAUGCUGUGCUGACCAGCCUACCAGUGUUCAUAAUGUCUUUCUACCUCCUCCCAAAGAGUGUCAUAGGAAAAUGGUGGGGAAGAUUGCUCAUGGAGAAAGGGGGUUUAUGGAGAAGAGUCUUACUUGAAAAAUACGGGUUUAAAGAAGGGAAUUGGCUAUCUUAUCUAAAGGAGGGUAGAUGUCAAGGUUCAAGCUGGUGGAGGGAUGUUUGCAAAAUAGAUGAAGGGGCAGGGGCUAAGAAGAACUGGUUGAGCUCAGGAUUUGAAGUGAAAAUAGGGGAUGGCAGAUACACAAAAUUCUGGUCGGAUGAAUGGGUAGGUGGGAAUGCAUUAUCUAACAAAUUCCCACGCUUGUUUAUGUUAUCCACAGGUGAAAGUCACAAUGUGAAUGACAUGGGUACUUGGAUAAAUGGAAGCUGGCAAUGGAAAUUAUUAUGGAAGCGCCAACUGCGUUCAUGGGAGGUAGAUUUGGAAACAGAACUUCUGGAGUUACUCAGGACAACUCAUCUAAUGCAGGACAAAGAAGACCAAUGGUGGUGGCAACCAGAUACCUCCAGAAACUACACAUCUAAGUCGGCUUACUCCCAUCUUUUAAAGGGCGUCACCAGCAAUAAUGUUGACUUCAAAAGGCUGUGGAAGGCCCCCAUUCCAUCCAAAUGGUGGGGCAAGCAUUAUGUGUUAGGAAACUCAUGUAGGACGGUUAUGGAACAACACAAGUGGAAUGGGGGUCCAAAAUCACUAGAUAAAGGGUGGAACAUCAUUUGGUUUGCAGUAGUAUGGACACUUUGGCUGGGUAGGAACGACAGGAUCUUCAAUGACAAGGAAGCAAAGGCUGAAUAUUUCUUCCAGCUAGUUCAAACUCGAUCUUUUUACUGGGCAAAAAAUAUUGCAAGAUUGGACGGAUUCUCUUUAACAAACUGGUGUGAGAAUCCAGUUAAAUGUUUACAGAUCAAAGCCAAAGAGAAAGACAGAGUAUGAACUGGACUUUUGGAACCUCACGGUUGUGACAUUUUGUAUAGAAGCCGGUGAAAAGUUUUCUUUGUAAUCGGCAAUUUUUGUAAGUAAAGGGUUGGAAUACCCCCUGUAUUCCAUAUUUAAUAAAUUCCUUUGCCUUUC
This is a messenger RNA of Rubroshorea leprosula, 5648 nucleotides long. The record is from the annotation of a GenBank genome assembly. NCBI's taxonomy places the organism in Eukaryota, Viridiplantae, Streptophyta, Magnoliopsida, Malvales, Dipterocarpaceae.